Vavraia culicis subsp. floridensis is the source of this 414-nucleotide messenger RNA. RefSeq lists its product as uncharacterized. Bases 1 to 414 code for a protein of 137 amino acids. The record is from RefSeq and is a predicted model, not a curated record. The transcript has a single exon. NCBI's taxonomy places the organism in Eukaryota, Fungi, Microsporidia, Pleistophoridae.
AUGACAGAGCAGGUAUACGCGCCCAUAAUCGACGACACGUUCACUCUGAAAGACGCCAUCACGCAGGUGCUAAAAAUAUCAUCAUCAAACAACAAAUUAAAAUGUGGCAUCCGGCAGGUGACCAAGACGUUGUUGAGGAGCGAUGCAAAGAUGGUUUUUAUAUCGAAGGAGAUCGAUGACAAGUACAGGGCUGUUGUUGUUGGGCUGUCUAAGAAGAGUGGUGUGCCGGUUGUUGUGAUCGAAAGUGGGGAUGAGCUUGCCGAUAUGGCACAGCUGGGGAGGACUACGUUGGCUGAUGUUAAGAAGAUGCCUAAGUGCAGUGCUGUUGCUGUUACUGAUUUUGUUAAGCACAGCGUGGGACGUACCUACAUUGAACAGAUGAUGAGUAAGGGAAAGUUAGGGAUGGUUGAAUAA